CUCAGGCAGCUGCUGGCUGUGGGGUGCAGCUCUCAUCCAGGCAUGCCCAGCCCUCUUACUGUGGGCACCAGAUGUUAUUUUGAGGAUGCUCAUACAGAAGAGCCACCCCAGGAGAAUGCCACUACCCAGGGGAGGUCCUCAGCAUCCCUGUCAACAGUGAAAGAGGGAACCACUGAGACCGUGAGUAUUCCAAGGGGAGCGGGGUUUAUAAAUAAUGCAUUUCCUUUGUCUUGCAGGAGUUCUGGAGGCAGAGGUACAAUCAGAUCAGCUGUGAACAGCUUACAUAGCAAAUCUAAUAGAGCUGAAGUAAUAAUAAAUGACUCUUCGUCUCCAGCUGUUGUUGACAGAAGUAAUGAAAGCAUUAAGCACAACAUUAAACCAGCCUCAUCCAAAUGGAGACACAACCAGACACUCUCUUUGAAGAUCAGGAAACAGAUCUUGAAGUUCCUGGAUGCGGAGAAGGACAUUUCGGUGCUGAAGGGGACGCUGAAGCCGGGGGACAUCAUCCACUACGUCUUUGACCGGGACAGCACCAUGAACGUCUCGCAGAACCUGUACGAGCUGCUGCCCCGCACCUCGCCCCUCAAGGGCAGGCAGUUCCCCACCUGUGCCAUCGUGGGCAACUCGGGGGUGCUGCUGGGCAGCGGCUGCGGCCCCGAGAUUGACGCCCACAGCUUCGUGAUCAGGUAG
Merops nubicus (carmine bee-eater) is the source of this 690-nucleotide messenger RNA. RefSeq names its product alpha-2,8-sialyltransferase 8B-like. Gene Ontology annotation, molecular function: alpha-N-acetylneuraminate alpha-2,8-sialyltransferase activity. NCBI's taxonomy places the organism in Eukaryota, Metazoa, Chordata, Aves, Coraciiformes, Meropidae. The record is from RefSeq and is a predicted model, not a curated record. Gene Ontology annotation, biological process: N-glycan processing; oligosaccharide metabolic process.